UUGGUAGGCUAAUUGAGGCCAAAGAGAAAAAGGGGGUGGGGGUCUCCUCAGUUCCACAUCAGAGGAUACAUCUUUCAUCAGAAAUCUCUGAUAAAGUUGAAUGCCGAGGUCCAAGAGACGAGACAGCCUAUUUUAUUUUGCGCAUCUGAUCAUAAACCUUUAAAUGAGAAACAUGUAUUUUUUGUGCGCUAUAUUCUUGCUGGCCACAGCUUCACCGCCCGAAGCAAAAACACUGGCUUUAAACUCAGAUAUAGAUUCAUUUCUUGCAAGCAACCUCACCGUUUUCAACGCGAAUAAACCAAGAGUGUCGCAGACGCCAAUCAGGGCUCGAAGGAAACGCUACAUAACGCAGAUCGAUAUGGUUGAAAUCCUGGAUUAUCAUAACCAAGUCAGAGCCAACGUCUUUCCACCUGCAGCAAAUAUGGAAUAUAUGGUGUGGGACAACGAUCUGGCCAGGACAGCCGAAGCCUGGGCUGCCACCUGCUGGUGGGAUCACGGACCCGCUUAUCUGCUCCAGUUCUACGGGCAGAACCUGUCGGUCAGGACCGGGCGCUACACCUCCAUCGUGCAGCUGGUGGAGCCCUGGUUCGAUGAGGUGAAGGACUACGCCUUCCCCUACCCCGGCCUCUGCAACCCGGCCUGCCCCCUGCUCUGUUAUGGCCCCAUGUGCACCCACUACACUCAGAUGGUGUGGGCGACCACCAACAGGGUGGGCUGUGCUGUGCAGACCUGCGCUAACAUGCUAGUGUGGGGAGCUCUGUGGAGAGAAGCUACCUACCUGGUCUGCAACUACUCACCAAAGGGGAACUGGGUCGGAGAAGCCCCGUACCGUGUGGGGGUCCCCUGCUCCUCCUGUCCCCCUGGUUACGGGGGUUCCUGCAGAAACAACAUGUGCUCCCCUCCGGCCCAGUCCAACUUCAUGCACUGGUUCAAGUGAGGCAGGGACCCCCCGGUGAUGGGGAAGAGGGGACGCUGUAGCUCCUCAGGCUAGCUUAGACUGAGUCAGAUAUAAGGCAUGCAUAUUGGGCUGCUAUUAUGUUAUGUAGCCAGAGAGGUGGAACGGGUUUUAGUGUUCAAUGAAUUUAUAGUGGAUUAUACAUGUCAUGCUUGGGUUAAGCUAUUACAUCAAGCAAUUGAUGUAAGCCUACCAAAGUCGAUGUACUUUAAAUCGAUCAAUAACAUCAAGUUAUUGUGUAACUAUUGUGUCGGCAUGAGGUUUGAAAAUAUUAUUAAUAUUUCAUUAUGAUAGACCAAUGAAAAUAACGUGUGGAUUAGGUUUACUUAACUAAUAUCCAGAUUAACAUCAAUCAUAGAACGUGAUUUAAAGUUAAAGUCCUAAAGCAUCCAUCAAAGGUUUGGUGAAAUUGCAUUGCAAGUGAUUUCAAUUUAUCCUUAUUUACCAGAGUCACAACAGUUAUAGUUUGUUUAAUGUAAUUUUUCACAGACAACAUUUUGACAUUCAAGACCUUUUAAAAUAAAAAUGUGAGAUGAAAAAGCAAAAGGCUGUUGGGUCUUCUUUGAUUAACAAUGAAUUGCCUAGUGCCAACGUGAUUUGAAUGUUCUAUAGCUUGUGUCCAUGCUAAAUGUGUUAUCUUCACUAGUGUAAUCUACUAACGGCAGACCCAUAAUUAGUGUAAUGAGCGACACCUGUGUUUUUCCUACGAUGAAGCGGUGAAAUCUCUCCGUUCAGUCCAAACCGCCUUCAUCCCCAUUCAAUCUGUGGUGAUACCGUACUUCUACCAGGUGAUGGCAGUAUUUCUCUAUUUGACCCGAGAAACUAGUUAAAGCAGGAAUGAAGGACAUGCGCCUACAUUGAGGAGCUAAAAUGCUAAAGUCCAGAACACGACACGACAUUCAACAUGCGGAAGAUAAUUAGUCAUCAAAAAGACAAAAGGAAGACCAAACUCUGCCUGCGUAACGACGUUAAGACCGCCGGAGGGCAGGCCACCGUCCCCGCAUCCUUCCUCCGGGGAGCGCUUUGGACGGCGGGCGUGAUGCCAUCGUCUGAGCGUGCCCGGGCUCCAUUCACGUCGUGGGAGGAGGG
Molecule: messenger RNA, 2044 nt
Organism: Gadus macrocephalus (Pacific cod)
Lineage: Eukaryota; Metazoa; Chordata; Actinopteri; Gadiformes; Gadidae
Product: peptidase inhibitor 15-like
Exons: 6
Coding region: 164-937 (257 amino acids)
Cellular component (GO): extracellular region
Source: RefSeq, a predicted model, not a curated record